Messenger RNA from Caenorhabditis auriculariae, 1448 nucleotides. Lineage: Eukaryota; Metazoa; Nematoda; Chromadorea; Rhabditida; Rhabditidae. The record is from the annotation of a GenBank genome assembly.
AUGCUCCUUUGGCUACGUUUAUUCCGUAAACCGCUGCGCUAUGAAAACUGCCAUACUUAUUUAGGGAUUCCUACAAAGGUUAGAAAGAAUUUAAUCAACAAAAAAAUAUUUGUUUAGAUCGCCUCAACAGUAUUCAUGGUGAUUUCCGUUCUUUGUUACGCCUUCACUUUCGCUUUUCUUCCACUUUUUGCUUGUGAGUGGUUAUUUUUUUGAAUAUUUUUCGAAUAUCGAAACUUCAGACAUUCCUUUAUUGGUCGUUCUGGCUGCCAUCGCGGCCUGUAUCAUUUUUACAAUUGUAAAAAUGAACGCCAGUACUGCCAUGGCGGCCCGAAUUUUUGCGGUAAAAUCUUGGUUCAUUUUAAUUUUUCUUAGUAAUCCAUGUUUAGGGGCUUUGCCUAAUUCCUAAUUAUAUCGUUUGCGGUUUUCUCACCUACGCGAUUGCCAAUUAUGGCGAUAUUUCGGGCAGUGCCUACAUUCAAAGCUUGUACAAUAUGAGUAAGUGACGUAAUUUUUAUCAGGCGCUCUCGAUCGCAUUUUGGAUGACUCAGUGCGUUGCGGCAGUGUGUAGAAAAAUGAUAUAAAAAUCGAAAGAAAAUAAGAUUUUAUCGCCACAAGCGCAAGUCGUUUUGGGUCGGUCGCGUCUUCAAGCUGCUGCCAUUUCCGCAUUAAGGCUGAGAAAUUCUAUCAGAGGGCCAUAGUUGCAUGAGGAAUGAAUCAAAGCUUUGCGGUAUUCUUCUUCUUCUUCUUCCUACGCCUUUGUACCGCUUGAGCGGCGUCGGCGCCCCAAGUCGAUUAGCCGAGGUCCUAUCCUGAUAUCAGUGGACUGGCUCCAGUGACAUAUCCGUCCUUGUGUGUGACGGCUGGGGAUUUUGAAGUCGUGGUUUCCCACUACCAACAUUUCUUAAACCCCUUGGUUGGGUCGGGGCGGGGAUCGAACUUAUGACCCUGUGGACCGUAGGCAGGCACACAACCUGUUGCGCUACGGCGCGCCCCAAAGCUUUGCGGUAUUGUUCGGGAAAAAAUCUCAAAAAUAGCAGAAUUUUUGUGAAACUUUCGCGCGCAAGUCGUCUUGGGUCGGUCGCAUUUUUUAGGUUCUGCCAUUUUUGCACUAAGGUUCAUUAAUUUUUUAAUCAAAGUCGCCUAAAGUUAGUGUGUUUUUUAAGGUAAGGGUCUACUGGUGGCCGGUGAAAUCGUGGGCCUUUUGAACUCGAUUUUUGUUCUUCUAUUCAUUGGAGCAAUCAGACGACUAGCAGUCCUUUGUCUUCCGCCUCCUUCCAUCCAGUAAGAAAUUUAUCUCGUUUGGUGAAAAUGAAAAAAUUCUUUUCAGACCUCUAACGAUGCCAGUAGGAACCCAUGUCUACACGAUUCCUCAGCAACAACAGCCGCAGUAUCAAUAUUCGACGGCCACCGCGCCACCAGCUUAUUCCAAUCAGAGUUCUUUCGAUUAA